Messenger RNA from Motacilla alba alba, 8130 nucleotides. RefSeq names its product zinc finger and BTB domain containing 1 (gene ZBTB1). Bases 446 to 2374 code for a protein of 642 amino acids. Lineage: Eukaryota; Metazoa; Chordata; Aves; Passeriformes; Motacillidae. The record is from RefSeq and is a predicted model, not a curated record. Gene Ontology annotation, biological process: negative regulation of transcription by RNA polymerase II; regulation of cytokine production; regulation of immune system process. The transcript has 3 exons. Gene Ontology annotation, molecular function: protein binding.
GGGACAGCCCGGCCGAGGGGUCCCGGUGGGCUCCGGCCGGCGAACGCUGCCCCGCCGCCGGUCCGGGGGGCUCCGCCGGAGGACGGGGAGGAGCCGGGCUGAGGGGGCUCCGGCAGCGCCAGCCCGCGCCGCGCCGCGUCCCCGGCGGCAUGGGAGGAGAGCGGAGCGCGGCAGGGAGCCGCCCGCCGGGCCCCGGCAUUGGCGGCGGCGCAGCAGCGCUGGCAGCGGCGGCGCCGGGAGCCGCGGCCGCCGAGGGGAGGGGUCCGGCUCCGUGCGGUCGCGGCGGAGCCGGCGCUGCGGCAGCGGCAGCGCGGCGGGGCGGAAGUCCUUUGUUGCAGCCGCGGCGGCAGCGGCAGCAGCAGCAGCGGCGGGAGCGGCGCGGGCACAGCUCCCCGUCGGCGGCCGCCGCCUCUCCCCGAGCCGCGGGCUGUAAUCGAAGUACAAGAUGGCAAAAACCAGCCAUAGCAACUAUGUCCUUCAGCAGCUAAACAAGCAAAGAGAGUGGGGCUUUCUGUGCGACUGCUGCAUCGCUAUCGAUGAUAUUUAUUUUCAAGCACAUAAAGCAGUCCUUGCUGCCUGCAGCGCCUAUUUUAGGAUGUUUUUUAUGAACCAUCAAAACACUACAGCCCAGCUGAAUCUAAGCAACAUGAAGAUUAGUGCUGAAUGCUUUGAUCUUAUUUUACAGUUCAUGUAUUUAGGAAAAAUUAUGACAGCCCCUGCCAAUUUUGAGCAAUUUAAAGUGGCCAUGAACUAUUUACAGCUAUAUAACGUACCUGAGUGUCUAGAAGAUAUACAGGACACAGACUCAUCUAGUUUAAAAUGUUCAUCUCCUGCUUCUAGCACGCAGACUAGUAAAAUGAUAUUUGGUGUGAGAAUGUAUGAAGACGCACUUGCUAGAAAUGGCAGCGAAGCAAACAGGUGGGGCAUGGAGCCACCAAGUUCAACGGUAAAUACAUCCCAUAACAAAGAGCCUGAGGAAGAAACUUUGCACCUCAACAGCUUCCCCGAGCAACUGUUUGAUGUCUGCAAAAAAAGCACCACGUCCAAAUUCUCUCACACAAAGGAGCGCGUGUCACACUCGCGCCGGUUUGGAAGGAGCUUCACCUGCGACAGCUGCGGGUUUAGUUUUAGCUGUGAAAAGCUACUGGAUGAGCACGUGUUAACAUGCACCAACAGGCAUUCCUACCAAAGUGCCAGGUACUACAGUGCUGAGAAAAUAGACUUUAGUGAAAAGAACUCUACUUCUAAAAUGACCUCCACACAAACAGAAAAAUACAAGGGGGACUCAAACCAUGCUGCGGACGAUUCAUCAUCUCCCGUGUCAAACAUCACGAGCAGAAAAAGCAGCACUGUUGCCUCCGAGACAUCAGGUGAAGAAGGAAGUAGAGCCUCUGAGAGGAAGAGGAUUAUCAUCAAGGUAGAGCCAGAGGACAAUCCUACGGAUGAGCUGAAGGAUUUUAAUAUUAUCAAGGUGGCAGAUAAAGACUGCAAUGAGUCUUCUGACAAUGAUGACCUAGACGAUGAGCAGGAAGAGCCGCUUUACAGAUACUACGUCGAGGAAGAGAUGAGAGAGAAGAGAAAUGCUCGGAAGACUCUAAAGCCUCGUUUAUCCAUGGAUGAGGAUGAAAGAAAGUGUUUGAAAAGUCCACGGCACCUUAACAGCAAGGCUUCUUCAGUGCAGGAAGAUGUGGAGAAUGCUCCCUGUGAACUUUGUGGGCUAACAAUCACUGAGGAAGAUCUGUCCUCUCAUUAUUUAUCCAAACACAUAGAAAAUAUAUGUGCUUGUGGCAAGUGUGGUCAAAUACUGGUCAAAGGCAAGCAGCUACAGGAGCAUGCACAGACCUGUGGAGAACCCCAAGAUCUGACCAUGAACGGGAUCAGAAAUUCUGAGGAGAAAAUGGACUUGGAAGAAAACCCCGAGGAGCAGUCAGAAAUAAGGGACAUGAUGUUUGCAGAGAUGCUAGAGGACUUCAGGGACAGUCACUUCCAAAUGAACAGCCUUCAAAAAAACCAGUUAUACAAGCAUUCUGCCUGUCCUUUCCGAUGCCCUAAUUGCGGCCAGCGUUUUGAUACUGAAAACCUAGUGGUUGAACAUAUGUCAAACUGCCUGGAGCAAGAUCUGUUCAAGAACUCCAUGUUGGAAGAGAACGAGAGGGAUCACAGGCGUAAGCAUUUCUGCAACCUUUGCGGGAAAGGAUUUUAUCAGCGUUGCCACUUGCGGGAACACUAUACCGUUCAUACCAAGGAAAAACAGUUUGUUUGUCAGACAUGUGGGAAGCAGUUCUUAAGAGAGCGCCAGUUGCGGCUCCACAAUGAUAUGCACAAAGGCAUGGCCAGUAGUGAAAUAGGGACUUCUAAGCUUCUGAACAACUGAGAGAACCAGAUUUGGAGAAGACAUGAGGAAGAAGUGGUCGGCAAAAGAUUUCAUAAAAACUCAGAACCUCGUGUGCCAGAUCUGAAUUGGCACCACCUUUGCUUUUUUGACAUACUGCAGCAGUCGCAAAAGGCACCAAAGCAGUCAAAUUAGAACAUGCAGUAAAAGUCGUUUUGGACUCUUCUAUGUAUCAUAAAUCUUACUUCUUUGUGACUAUUACUUACAGCUGUAAGAAACAAAUUCGAAGUCUUUCAUGGAGCAGACAGCCAAAAGAGGCAGAUGCCAGGUGUUCAGGGCUGCACUGAAAUGAAUUUGCAAAAUUUCUAUCCACACGCUGGAGUGCUCCUUUUCUGAAAUGUGGCUUCUUAGAGUUGCUGUCAAAAACUGUGUAGUUUUUUAGUUCAAACAUUACAAGUGUAUACUCAUGCACAAUGCUAAACUAUCAAGUGUUAUAAAAAAAAAAAAAAAAGAGUAAGAGGUGAAAAAAAAUCUUAAAAACUGAGGACAGAGGGUCCCUGAGAAAGGACAGGAUGGUGAGAGAGAUCCAGCUACAUGAUUUCCCCUGCUGUCAUGAUCAUCAUUUGCAAGCUGAAGAGGACCUUCCAUGGAGCACAGUGCUUGUAUGUGGAGAGUAAAGAAAUGGUGCUCUGAUCUUUUAAAAAGAAUGGUGAAAAUUUUUUACCAACAAGGAGAUGAGUAAAUGUAAAAUAAUCUUCACAGGGCACAGUGUGCACCUUGUUCUGGAGCUAAGCCUUGCAAAAGCUGGCACGAAGAAGAGAAUCAGACGUUCAUGUUCAGAUUUGAACAUUUUAGGAAUAGUAAUGUUUCCAGCUAAAUUAAUGGGGGGAGGGAAAAACCUUAACUAAAAAAGCAAUAAGGCAGUAAAUGUUCCAAAUUAGGGCAAGCAUGAAUUAUAAAAAUACCGAUUUCUUUUGCUUCCCUCAGACAACAGUGGAUCAAAUUAAGACAUGUAAGCAGACUAAACAUGCUGAUUAUAUUCUGCUGUAGUUACAUAUUUUACUAAUUCUACUCAUGAUUAUAAAAGGAUGUUUCGUUGUUCACUAUAACUGUUAUCUCAAGAAGAGUCUGUCUAUAAUUUUAUUUAUAAUUGGCAUCAUUUUCAUUACUGUUGUUACAAAGUGUAUACAAUAUUGUCUGUAUUGCAGCUUGUAUAGGGCAUGUGUCUGUGCUUGCUUUACUCUUUGAGUUUAUAAAGUUACUAUACAAAUGCAAGAAAAGAUGUUCAGAUAUCUUUGAAUGUGGUUGCUUAAUCUAAUUACGUAGCCCCCAGUGUUUCAGCAUCUAGCUGUUGAAGGUAUCAGCCUUAUUAACACAUAACACCUCAAACAUUGAUGCAGGUUUUUUGAAAGCCUCCAGUGCAGCACUGGAAUGCUGACACUUCCAUCCCAGUGGCUGUACGGAGUAAAGGGGAGGAUGGUGAAUAUCUGGGCAAAGCUGGAUACCACUGGGGACUCUGCAGGGAGAAGGCACAAGAUAUCUAAGAGCAAAUGGGAUGUGCUUUCUGUAGAAAACAUGAAGGACCUUAAGAGCAGGACCACCACAAAGCAGAGGAGAGAAGGGAAUACCUUUAUAGCAUCGCCUUCAACAGUAUACAAAGUGUAGGACAUCUAGAACAGGCCGUGACUGUUCUGUAACUUAGCAAUUACUUCCAGUCUAUGUAGAGUAUCAGUAAAGACAUUCCAGGUUAGUUAUCAUCAUCUUUAAAGCUUAUUCUGUGCUUUGCAACAGUAUCUUUAAUAAAAUACUCUUACAAAUCUGCUUAUUAUUCUGAUUUAAUUCCAUCUUAUACCUGAGUUGAUAACAGUCCUGGCAACAGGGUGAAGGUACCGCCCGCUUCAUUGGCUCCUGUGUUUUUCCCAUUCACCUGCUAAUGACAAGAGGGAAAACAGAUGAAUAAUUAUCAAUCAUAGAAAUGAGAAAACAAGAGGAAUUCAUAUCAUACGGUCAUUCAAUUAUUAUAAAAAUUGUUCACACUAAGCAUAUCAGUAAAUCUGAGAGAUUAAUCACAUACUGAUCUCUGAGUAAGAAGUAUUGGUCUUUGCCUGUGUUUACAGUACACCAUUUAUCUUGUUUAAAACUUAGCAUAAUUUUCCAGCUUUACAGUUACUGCCAAUUAUUGCAGUAUAUUGUUUAACCCCAUCAGAGCAGUUCUAGAUAAAAUUCUCUGUUUUCAUUUAUUUACCCCCUGGACCAUAUAGAGUAUCCUUUUAAUAUCUUCAAACAAGCCCAAGCAGAGUUCAGGUACAUUAACAGAUAAUAUUAGAAUUCAGAAUAAUACUGGCAAACUGCAGAUGGGAUCUGAAAAUAUAUUAUUUAAUAGGAACAAGUGCAAGCUGGAACCAUUAGCUAUGCAAGUAAAGGAACAGCUGCUAAAUUUCUUAGAAUCCUAGAAUGGUUUGGGUUGGAAGGGACCUUAAGGACCAUCUCAUUCCAGCACCCCUGCCAAGGGCAGUGACACCUUUCACCAGACCAGGUUGCUCAAAGCUCCAUCCAACCCGUCCUUGAACACUCCCAGGGAUGGGGCAGCCACAGCUGCUCUGGGAAACCUGUGCCAGGGCCCCACUCAUCCUCACAGGAAAGGAUUUCUUCCUUAUAUCUGAACUAAAUCUACCCUUUCAAUUGAAAAGAACUGAUGCCUUAUUUUGGAUCAAAUUCUGAGAAUUAAUCUGCAACAUCAUGAUGUUGCAAAUAAAGGAAAAACUGAAAUGUAGAAACUGGAGUGUCAUCUGCUUCUUCAGAACCACCAAGGCAAGAGCUGGUGACGACUCCAGUUUUGAGUUUGAGCAUAGCACUUGAAAACUAAGAUACCAGGUGCAUGCAGAGAAUCCAGGAGAAAGCAGUGAAUGUCUGGAAACCAAGAAGACUUUGCUUCUGAGUAGAAGUUGAGUAAUUUAAAGUCAUUUUACUGAAGAGAUGGUGGAAGGAAAACACAAUAAAUUUCAUAUAAAAAUCUGGUUGCAAAGAAAAAUGGCACAACUGUUUCUCAUAUCCAAAGUCAAUAUGAAUAAAAAUAAUUACCUUAAAUUGCAAGAAAGGAAAUCUUGGUUAAACACAAAAUGGGAAUAAAUGACCUGUUGAGGUAAUUUCUGAUCUGAUUCUGUGAUUGCUGGAAAACAUUUUGCUUUAAAGUCACUUGCUUAGGACUGUCAGUAGAGCUGGUACUAGCCACAAGAAAAGGAGGGUGCAGUUAAAGGAAUAAAGAACUCACUGUCUAAAAUGCACAGCACACUAGAUUAUCUAGUUAGUACUAGUGAUACUAACUUCAGCUUUUAAUCAUAUCUUAGCAAACUGUUGAAAGUCUAUGUAAAUAAAUGUGCUUAAAACCCACUUAAUUAUAAAAUAAUUAUUCCUUGAAGCAUCAAGCAUUAGUUUAAUCAGUGUUGACAACUUCCAUGAUUUUAUUGAGUCUAAUCAAUCUCAGGCAGCCUGAUUUCAGUCAUAAGAUGGUGUAACGAGCUAUUCUGUUUAUUAAAAGAAAAAUAGACCUGCAAAUUACAUGGAAAAUCCUAAAAGUGUAAUCUGAACAUAUGGUAAAAAUGAAAAAGCCAGGAGAUGAAUAAAGCCACUAGGUUUAUAAUUUUAGGUGAUCUGACUCACGAGUUUUGAACUCCUGGUUUGGCAGUAUGACAUUACAGUGCCCUAUAUUUUGCUCUUGUAUUUCCAUAGUUCCGAUCACACAUUUGUGUAAUUUGCCAAAAAACACAUUAUACAAAUUUGAAGCACUUUAUUUGUUAUUCACAAAAACAAAGGAGCACUUAUAUAAGUAAGAUGAUGUCUUGUGGCUGCUUUUUAAAUUACCAAGGAGCAGCUGUGCACAAAACCUGGAGGUAUAUAAAUACAAAGUAAGUUACAUAGCUCCCCCACAUACACUGUGAUUUUUAAUGCAACACCUUGUUAGAAGAAUCUUGUCAUUUUAUACUCUGGUAGUUCUUGUCUGAAUUCCAAGUACCAGACUUACAUUCACAAAUAUAAACAAGAUGAAGAAUUUCAGUGGGGAAAAGGUAUUGUGACAAAGUAUUACUAGAUGUUAGAAUAGCAGUUGCUUAGACUUUUCUGAACUGAUUGCUGUAUUAUGAAAGAAUCCAUUCUCACCUAUACAAUCUGAUCUGUGCAAUUUUUGGGAUAGUUUUACAAGGGAAAGGGUUAUUAGGGAAAGGGAUACCAGAAUUUAAGGUCUAAGAUCUUCUGACUGCCAAACCUGGAAAAAUCAUUCAUUGCAUUUCAACUUUAUCUUAAUGAUCCAAGUGGCUGAUGUCUGAUUGAAUGUAACUUGGGCUCAGUCCUAUUUUUAUACUCCAUUGCCUUAUGAAACACGUGGGGGAAAAAAAAAAAUCUUCCUUUUAUCAUGAUAAAGAUAAGGGUUGAGUUCUCAGUUCUGCUCCAGAUACCGAGCUCUUGCUUCACUGGAGAAAUCUAAACAUCAUCUUCAUUUCUGGCUGGGUGGUGUAAUGGAGAAUAGCCUACAGCGGAUUACAUAACACUGCAAAACAGGAAACAUGGGUGCAUAAUCAAUCCUAAACACAAAUAAAUGGAUCAGAAAGAGGCCUGCCACUGCCAGAGGUGCCAAACUGCUGCUCUGGAAGUUGCUGUGAAAAUAUGGCUUACAGAUUCAGGAUGAGGGAAUAACAGCAAAUGUUUUGUUGAAGGGAAAAUCAGACUUGUGCUGAAGUCCUCCCCAUAAAGCUCACUCUUUAAUUUCUGAACCAGUUGGUUUGGCUCACCUGUUCCAUGAUUGCAUAUGAAGCAACAUAAAAGGGAAUCAUGUGGCUCUUCCCAUACGAGAGGAUGAGUACAUGGAUGAUGUUGGUUCCCAAACUGCUGACAAAAAGCAGGUUGGUAAUAGCUCUGCUGAGAAGAGAGAAUAUGUCUAAUGAGGUUUUCGAGGUUGCUCCCUCUCGUUAGACUGGACUUUCUCUAAGGCCAUUAGUAAGAGGUGAUGGCAAGAACAUCCUGUGAACUUCUGACUGAAUAGGAAUGAAAGUUAAAAAGCAGCUGUGACCUAGACAUCAUUGCACAGAAGAAAACAGCACCCAGCUGGAAAAGAAAUACUUCUGCAACAGGCUAAACAGCCUCAGUCCAGAGACCUUUGGAUUUUUCCUUAGGAUGUCUCUUUACACCAGUAGCAUUAAGAUGGUGUGCUCAUGUGUUCCUUCAAGACUUUUUCUCGAGAUUUACUACAGCAAAACAACUCAAAUGAGGAAGUAAACAGGACUGAGAGAGUACUCUCAGGGUGAGCAGUAAUCCAGUCAAUGCAAACACCUCUUCAGCAGGUUAACAUCACAUGCGGGUAUCAGCACAACCAUAUCAGGGCCACACUAGUUACUGGGCCAAGGAAACACCCAACAAGUUUUCUCUGGAGCUGUUUUAUAUAUUUUGUGCCUGGGCUGAUAAAAAUAUAGUUAAAAGCUUUGUGCCAAAUAAAGGAAAUGUCACUUCUAAAUUGGAUAAACCUUGUUCAACUUCAGCUAUAGUUAAAUGAGACAUCAGAUUAAUUUUGCUGCAAAGACUUUAUUGUGUUAAUCAAUAUUGUGUUAUGUCCUACUCCACUUGUUUUCUCCAUCUACUGUUUCUAUAAAUAUGUUUUUGAGGCAGGAGUCUUCUUUUUACUCUGGAAUAACAGAGUCUGAGUUUGUACUGCAGCUAUUAAAACAGGUUUCUUGUGCAUUAUUAGUGUUCCUAAGGGACAGUCCUCACAAGGAUACAAAUAAUAAACAACAUCAACUUUUCAGCUGAAA